This is a messenger RNA of Paramecium sonneborni, 6123 nucleotides long. Lineage: Eukaryota; Ciliophora; Oligohymenophorea; Peniculida; Parameciidae. The record is from the annotation of a GenBank genome assembly.
AUGGAGUUAGAGUAUAAUGAUUAAGCAUUUUUCGAUUUAUUUUAAGAGGAACAUUAGUUUGAGAAAUAAAAAUUUGGAUAAAUAAAUUUUUAAAAUUAGAUUUAAUAAAAUUAGGAAGUAAAUAAAAAUGCUGAAUAAAUAAUAGAGUAAUAGAAAUAAAAUAUAGGGAACGAUAAAUAAAUAAAAGGUUCAUGGAUAAAUUUGCAUUCGUUUAGUGCAUUUAAUCCUCAUUUUGAUUCAUAGAUAUUAACAAAGGUUUUAGAGAAUCGUACAAAUGUAUUAUUUAUUUUUGAAUUGAUGGUGGGUAUGGAGAAUGUAAAACUUAUAUGUUUUGUGAAUCAUAUAAUAUAAGAUAGAAGAAGAUAGAAUUAUGUAUAAGCAAAAUCAAAUGAAUCAUCAUUUUAUGCGAUGAUGAUUUAAGAAGAUCAUUAUUGGUAUGUGAAUGCAUUAGAUGGUAAACCACAUGUUCUGUUAGAUAUUUAAUAACAUAUGGUUUAGAUUAGUCAUCAUAAUGAACCAAUAGCGUGUAUAAAUUUUUCAGAUCUUUAACAAAGUAAAUUUGGAUUUCCAUUUUAAAAGUUGUAAGAGAAGACAUUGUUGAUGGAUUAAAUAAAUGCUGCUUUGUAGGGUUUAGAGUGUUAUUUGUUGUAGAUAGGAAUAUUUACAUUUGAUGUAAAUAAGGAUAAUUAGUUGGAGGAUGAUAUUUAAUCAUUAAAAAAGAAUUAUGAGAAAUAAUUGAAUUAUUAUUAUUCUUAAUUGAGAAUGCAACCAAUUUAAUUUAUACCAAGUACGGUAGAUGCAUAAGAGUUGAGUUAGAUUUUGAAAGAGUAAGUAAUAUUUGAGAAAUUGAAGGAAAAUUAAAUAAAUGAUAUAGAAGUAACUAAACCAAUUUAAUAAUAAAUAUAAAUAAAGAGUAAAUAAUAGAAAUAAUUAUUAACAUAUUUUGAGUAAAAAAUAGGUGGUAUAUAAAUGAUAUUGGAUUAUGUAAAGAAGUAUUUAGAUUAAACUUAAGCAGAUAAAUAAAUUAAAGAUUUAGUAUUUGAAUUAAAUAUUUUAUGUUAAAUUGAUGGAUUUUAAUAAUAGAUUGUAUAAACAGAUGGAUUUUUAUAACAAUUAUUGGUUUUAGCUUAUUUGAAUAAGAGAUAAGAGCGUAAAGAAAUAUAUAGAAGAAUUAAUUUGCUGAUUUAUUAAUAAUUAGUUUAAUUAUUGUAAGAGAAACCCUAUAUGAAGAUUGUUGUAUUAUUAGAACACAGAUUAUUAGAGAAGAUAGUUAUUAAGACAGAGUAAUCAUUGAAUUUUAUUAAUCAGAAUGUUCAAUAAUAAGUUUAAGUAAGGUUUGAGUAACCAAAACCAGCACACUUUUUAAAGAAAUAAAUUGUAAAUUAAGGUAAGCCUAAGGGAAUUGGAUAUGGUGAUGGUGAAUAUAAGGGAUUUCAAUAUAUUAAUCAAUAAUAAUAAUUCAAUAUAUAAUAAUAAAAGUAGUAGUAGUAGUAAGAGUAAUUUAUAGAUAAGGUAGAUAAAUAAUAGAAUGAAGAAGAUACACAUUUAAUCAAUCUUUUGAAUUGUCUAAUAUAAUUAUUGGAUCUACAAUUUAUAAAUAUUAAAUUACUAGAAUGUAUUUAAUAGUCUAAUAUAAUUAAUUUGUUGAUUAAAUAUUUAUAGAAUACUAAUAUUACAGCAGUAGAGAAUUCAAAGAUAUUUAAUUUGAUUUUAUAGAUUAUAGAAUGUUUGGCUUAGAGAGAGAUGACACUAGAAUUAUUUGUAUCGAAAGAGGCAACAUGUUUAUUUAGAUAAUUGGAAUCAUUUAAUCAAUAAGUGAUAAUUUUUAUUAAGACAUUCAAUUCUAAAAUAGAGGAAUUGAAUAGGUUUAUGAGUUUGUAUUCAUAUGUAGAAAAUUGUUUAUAUGCAGCAUAAUUAAUAACAAUUAAAUAUCUUUCAUAAGAUUAAUAAAAUAAUGUGGAUGGAAAUAUUAACAUUCAUUAAUUUUAUCGACCUUUUAUGAAGAGAUUGGCAGUUGGUAAAUGUGAGAUAAAAGAUGAUGUAGAUUAUGUUACUCAUAUGAAAGAUUGUUUUAUAUAAGCAAAUAAUCCAUCAUAAAAUAAAAUGUAGAAAUUAGUAUCAGAAAUAUCAACAAUAGAAGAGAAUCUACCAUUAGAUGCAACUAAUUCAAUAUUUAUUAGAUAUGAUAAUGAUCGAAUGGAUUGUAUGAGAACAAUUAUAUUUGGUGCCAGUGGUACACCAUAUGCACAUGGAGCAUUUUUAUAUGAUAUGUAUUUUGGAGAUGAUUAUCCAUAAAGACCUCCAAAAAUGAAAUUGUCAACAACUGGACAUGGUAAAGUAAGAUUUAAUCCUAAUUUAUAUAAUUGUGGAAAAGUAUGUUUAAGUUUAUUGGGUACUUGGGGAGAUAAUUGGAUUGCUAAUUUCUCUACUAUUUUAUAAAUAUUAGUUUCUGUAUAAUCUAUGGUUAUGAGUGAAUAUGUAAUGUUUAAUGAACCAGGUUGGGAAUCUUAAAUGGGAACACCUAAUGGAGAAUAAGCUAAUAGAGGAUAUUGCAAUUUUAUUAAAAUUUAAAAUAUAAGAUAUGCUAUGAUAGAAUAAUUAUAAAAGCCUCCUAGAGGAUUUGAAGAAGUUAUUAAGAAGAGUUUUUAUUUACGUAAAGAUCUAAUUAAAAAAGAAAUUGAAUUAUGGAUUGAAUAAGCCAAUUUACCAGCUACUUACAAUUAAACUUAAAAUUCAUGUACUUAUACUGUUUAACCAUAAUAAUAUAAAUAAGAUCUUAUUAAAAUCUAUGAAGAAUUAAAAGUGGAAUUAGAGAAAUUGAAAUUUAAUAUUGGAAAGGAUUUUUAAACUAUUUCAAAUGAAAAAAAGAAAGAAAUUGCUUUUAAUUUAGAUGCUAAAGAAUAUUAAUAAUUAUAAUAAUAAUAAUAAUAAAUUAUUAAUAAAAAUAAUCCACCUUAAGGUUUAAAUAUUAAUGAGAUUGAUAUCACUUACAAUAAUAAUCUACAAUAGAGAUAGUUUGAUUCAAAUGAUUAGAAUCUUUAAAAUUUAAUGAGUAGAUAUAUUGGAGUUGUAGGUUUAGAUGCAGUUAAAAAAUAAAGUGAAUCUACUAUCUUUAUACAUAUAUUAAAUGGAUUAGGAGUUGAAAUAGCUAAAAAUAUAGUAUUAUCAGGUGUUAAAAGAUUGAUAUUAUUUGAUCCAUAAUUGAUGUAGGUAAAUGAUUUAGGAAAUAACUUUUAUUUGACAUAGGCAGAUCUAAAUAAAAGAAGAGAUUUUGGAGUAUUAAAUAAAUUGAAACAUUUAAAUCCUUAUGUAAAGAUAGAUGUUCUUUAAAAUAGUUUGAAUGAAUUAAAUUUAAAUGAAAUCUAAGUUUUUGUUACUUAAGAUUCAAAUGUUGCAAGUAUAGUAUCAAAUUAAAAUUAAAUUGCUGUUGUCUUAGCAUAAACAAGAAAUAUUUUUGUCAGAAUUGUUACUGAUUUUGGUAAUGACUUUACUGUUCUUGAUAAAGAUGGUGAACAAUUAUCAGAACUCAAUAUUGAAAAUAUAACUAAUAAUGUUGUAACUUUAUUUAAAAAUUAAAAUCAUAAUCUAACUGAAAAUGAUUUUGUACUUAUUUAAGAAGUUAAAUAAUAACCAGGAAAUGGCAAUAGUUAUAAUUAAUUAUUCUAAAUUAAGAAUGUUAAAAGAUCAUCAUUUGAAUUAAAUACAAAUAAAAUAUUUACAAAUUAUAUUAGUCAUGGUAUUGCUUAUUAAUAAAAAUAACCAAUAAAAUUGUAAUUUGAUAGAAUUUCAAAAGUAAUUAAUUCAUUUGAUCAUUAUUGUGAUAAUAUUGGAUCAUAUGAUGGAAUUGAUUAAAUUAAAAGGGAUCUUAUUAAUUUUUCAUUGAAUACAACUUCUAAUGAUUAAUUGACUGAUAAUUGGGAUAUUGAAAGAAUUAGGUUGUUUAUUAAUUAGAUUAGAUAGUAAAAUGUAAGAGAAAUUCUUAAUAAUAAAUAUAAAGAAGAUGUACUUUUAAAAUAUUAAGAAGAAUUAUUAUCAUUAUUAAUAUUAUUAUCAAUUAAUACAUAGUUUUAACCUUUAUGUGCUUUGAUUGGUGGUAUGGCAGCUUAAGAAGUCUUAAAAGCAAUAAAUAAAAAGUAUACACCUAUACAUUAAGUAUAUGUUUAAUCAUUUGAAGAUGUGCUUCCAUUUAAAGUAAAUGAGUUGAAAUUUGCCUAAAUUGGUUAAUCCAAUAAUCUUGAAAUUAAUUUAAAUAAAUAUGAAUAAUGUAUGUAGUAAUUUGGAUUUAAAAAGAAUUACAAUACAAGAUAUAAUGAUUUAACAAAUACAAUUGGAAAUAUAUAAAAAAUAUUUUCAGCAUAAGUAUUUGUUGUAGGAGCAGGAGCUAUAGGUUGUGAAUUACUUAAGAAUUAUGCUAUGUUAGGUGUAAGUAAAUUUGGUAAAAUAUAUGUGACUGAUCCUGAUAUUAUUGAAAAUUCAAAUCUUAGUCGUUAAUUUCUUUUUAGAGAAAAACACAUAAGAAAACCUAAGAGUUUAACUGCAGCUGCUGUUGUUAAAUAAAUGAAUCCUGAUAUUAAUAUUGUAGCUAGAUUAGAUAAGGUUUGUUAAGAAACUUAAGAUAUAUAUCAUAGUGGCUUUUAUAAAUAAAUGAAUUGUAUAACUAAUGCGUUAGAUAAUGUCUAGGCUAGAUUAUUUAUUGAUUCUAAAUGUGUGGAAAAUAAUGUUUCAUUAAUAGAAAGUGGUACUCUAGGGCCGAAAGGUCAUGUAUAAUCUAUUAUUCCUAAUCUUACUGAAAGUUAUGCUAGCAAAUAAGAUCCAGAAUAAAAUAAUGAUAUACCUUAUUGUACUUUAAGAAUGUUUCCAGAAUCUAAUAUUCAUUGUUUGGAAUGGGCUCGUGAUAAAUUUGAAUAGUACUUCUUUAGAAAACCAUAAGCAUUAGUAUAAUUGAUGUAAGAUCCUUCACCUUAGUAAUAAACUAUAGAUUUGGCAAUCAAAGUAUUAAAGAAAUUCCCAAUCUCAUUUUAAUAAUGUGUAUAAAUGGGUAGAUUAAAAUUCUAAAAACUUUUCAACUAUGAUAUUGUAGCUUUGAUGAAUGCAUAUCCUAUAGAUUCUCUAACUAAAGAAGGUAAAUUAUUUUGGGCUCCUCCAAAAAGACCUCCUAAACCUAUAGAUUUCUAUGGAGAUUUUGCAUUCACAUUUGUUUAAGAUUUUGCUAUAUUAACUGCAUAAAUCUAUGGUAUUAACAUACCUUUAUAAUAUGAUUUGAAACUUCUUAUCCAAAAUGUAUAUAUUCCUAAAAUGACCAUAAAAUAGAAAAAAAUUAAAGAUAUUGUAGAAAAAUAAGAUAAAAAUAAUUAAUCCUAAUAAAUUGAAGAAGAAGUUAAAGAUUAUGAUCAACUUAUUAAAGAAGCUAAAUCAUUAUUAAGUAAAAUUAAACCAAAAUUACCACAACCUUAGUAAUUUGAAAAAGAUGAUGACCAAAAUCAUCAUGUAUCAUUUAUAACUGCUGCCACUAAUGGUAGAGCAAUCAAUUAUGGAAUCUAAUAAGUUGAUUGGAUGUGGACUAAAUUAAAAGCAGGAAGAGUAAUUAUUAUAUUCUAAUAUUUUAUAGAUUAUUCCAGCUAUGGCUACUACUACUUCAUGUAUAGCUGCCUUAUAGACUUUGGAAUUAAUUAAAAUACUAUAAACUACAACCUAAUACAGAAAUACUUUCUUAAAUCUAGCAAUUCCAUUUAUGAUGCAGAGUGAACCAGGUGAAGUUGAAAAAGUAAUUUCAUUUCAUUUAUUUCUAGUUCUAAUUAAAAAAUGGUUUGGAUAUUUCAAUCUGGACUAAAUUGAAACUAGAAAUUAAGAGAUUGACUGAACCAUUAUAAUACAUAGUCAAGAAAUUGGAAAAUAUGUUAGGAGAAGAAGUGAAUAGUCUUUAAUAAGGGGCAAAAGUAUUCUUUAUGAAAUAGAUGAUUCCAAAAGAUGAGGAAGAAAAGUACAAAUUUAUCAAUACUCCAAUAUAUAAAUGCAUUUAAGUAUUAUUUGAUAUUAGUUAUUUAGUUUAUUAAUAACGAAUCGUAAAUCAAUGUGCAAAUAAAUGGUAAUAAAUCAUUAGUAGUACAAAUUACUUUGAUUUGA